AUGCUUCCGCAGCAUCGUCCGAAAAACAAAAAAGACAAGCCUUGGCCUUAUCCCCGCUUCGCGAACAUAGGGGACGGCGAAGAUGGAAAGUUCACGUUCGGUCAAUUCCAAGCACGCAUCCAGGGAAUCAACUGGGAUCCCAAGAGGAUGCUGCCCGAAGACGUGGAGAAAUACAACUCACUAAAGGCCCCAUGGUCCAACCCGGACGGCAAAACACCGACGAUCCACGAGGUCGCUGAACAGCUCAUGGAACUCGGAUUCAACGAGCAGCUCGUCGUGGCGGAGUUCGACCCCACGCUGACCAAGGAAAGGUUCCUUGAAGCACCAAAAAAGGAAGCGCCAAAAAAGAAAGCAAAACACCCUUCCCUCUAUGUCGCCGCGGACCCUUAUAGAUCCCCAUACAGUUACUACAUCGAGCGUGUUGAAGAGCAAUUCCAAAGCUACCGAGCCAGAGGCGGCCGCAAGCACGCGGCCAUACUGAAGAAGAACAACGAUCUGGGCAGGGAGAUACUCGAGUGUAUCGUGACGCUGCGACGUGAGGACGUAAUGAAGCAACUGUACACACAGAUGCAGGACGAUCUAGACGACGACCUACGCCGAGGGCUCGAGAUCCCCAAGAACCUCAUCGUGGCCAGAUUGGGCGAGCCUUCGCUGGUCCCCGGCGGCAAACCGUACCCAAAGCUGUACAUUGACCAAACCAUGGACAAUGCCUGGAACGACGCGGCCACGCGCGAGAGACUGGAGGCAAAGGGUUUCAAAUCCGUCGACCAGUUGGUGGAUUGGGCUAAAAAACUCGGCAAUCCGGCCGAAACACUUCCUCAAAGGUGGACCAAGUCGAACUUGUCCCAUUUCAGAGCGGCCAAGACUUGGAGGUGGGCACUGGCCAAGUCGAGGUCGUCGGUUGAUGAGAAGAGACAUUUGGGAGAUGAUUCAGAGGAGCGGGCAUUUGGACAUGUGCGCCGGGGUCGUAAUUAUGGUAUCAGGGCCAGACGGGCUCCCUGUGUGUCCGCUUGCGCUUAA
This is a messenger RNA of Colletotrichum higginsianum IMI 349063, 1020 nucleotides long. RefSeq lists its product as uncharacterized. The transcript has a single exon. The record is from RefSeq and is a predicted model, not a curated record. Bases 1 to 1020 code for a protein of 339 amino acids. NCBI's taxonomy places the organism in Eukaryota, Fungi, Ascomycota, Sordariomycetes, Glomerellales, Glomerellaceae.